Messenger RNA from Erpetoichthys calabaricus (reedfish), 930 nucleotides. RefSeq names its product centrosomal protein of 290 kDa-like. The coding region runs from base 145 to 918 and encodes 257 amino acids. NCBI's taxonomy places the organism in Eukaryota, Metazoa, Chordata, Cladistia, Polypteriformes, Polypteridae. The record is from RefSeq and is a predicted model, not a curated record. The transcript is spliced from 7 exons.
UGCUAUUAGGACCUCCAGCCCCUUCUUUUUUAACCUGUCGCCCAAUAAAGAAGCGGGGCAUUUGAAUUUAGUCGCACUCGCUGCACAGCAUUGGACUUCAGGCAUAUUAUUUGAAUAUUAUUAUAUCACGGCUUUGGUCAGUUCAUGUCGUCUUAUGCGAUGACCUCAAUAUACAGGUGCACGACGCUGUCUGGUGAAAAUGAACAAUUAGGAAGAAAACUAAGGAAACUGAGGCAAAAAUAUGAGUUACUAGAGAAUCAGCUAUCCAACAUCCAGGAAAAACUUCAGCAUCAACGAGUGAUGCAAGAGUGCAAUGCCUCCAGAGAUGUCCAGGUCCAAACAGAGCUGCAGCCAUGGCUGCAAAAGGGGCUGCAAAAUGUAAAACCUAAGCCAGAAAACAAUCCACUCUCAGAUUUGUAUAGUACAUUGCUGCAACGCUAUGAGAAGCAAAUGCAAUUUAACAAGGAGCAGAGUGAUUUAAUUUUAGAGCUUUAUGGAAGGUUGCAGUCACAGGAGACUCAGCUUCAAGCAGCACAAGAUGUUGUGGACCAGUGCAAUCUGUUGCCAUUAAACAGACGGUCCAGCAGUGCAGGGAGAAAAACUGUUUACACCUCGGAGAAAGUGUCAGCUUGCAAAUGUGCAAGUCAGAUAUUCUGUGAUCCACACUGCCACUGCACAGAAUUUAGAGUGGAAAUUGAAAAAUUGCAGAAAGAGAAAGCAAGACUUUCCAAAGAAAAAGAGAUGUUGAAGAUGGAACUGGCUCUUCUAGAUAAGGACUUUUUUGAAGAGAUUGAAGAUCUGAAAUUUGCACUGCAAGAAAGUGCUCAACUGAACCAAAAAUAUGAAAAGUAUAUUAAGCAGAUAUCUUUAAGAUAUGGACUUCCUGUUCCUGGCGCAUACUCAUAUUAUUCUGAAUAAAAUGUUCAAUUA